GGGCCGAAACAUGGAGUUCAGGAUUUUUGUUAUCUUCUCCCACCUCCCUCCCUCUGCCACACCAUCAUAUUCUUUGCCACCAAAAUUAUCUCAAAAAUUACAGUACCUGAAACUUGGUUAAACAAUUUCAGAAGAAAAAAGAAAGAGAGAUGGCAAUUUGUCUAUCAGAUGCAAAAUCCUUCCUCCCUUCCAUCAAAUCCUCUUUUAUCUCUUCAUCUCCACCAUUUCCAGCCCACACUCAGAAGCUCAAAUCCUGGAGAAAGCUCAGACUCUGCAAAGCUGUAAAUGAGACACUUUUUUCGCAUUCAAAUCUCGUCUCUAGGAGAAGAAGCGCAUCCCUUUGUCUCACCGCGACUUUGCUACUCUCUUUGAGUGGGGCCGGCGGACGUGGAAGCUUUGAUGCAAAUGCGGCAAUUCUUGAGGCUGAAGAUGACGAGGAGUUGUUGCAGAAAGUGAUAAUGGAUAAGAAGAAAAGGGUUGAGAGACAAGGGUUAAUAAGUUCCUCUGGUAAAGAGACAGCAUACCUACAAGACCUUGUCUUCAAGCUGAGCAAAGUUGGCCAAGCCAUCGACAAAAACGAACUCCCUUCUGCAAGUGGUGUUCUUGGUCAAAACAUAAAAACUGACUGGGUUCAAAAUGUUAACUCAGCAUUUAACAAGUUUAGCACAAGCCCUGAGGAAAAGGCUGAGGUAGAUAAAUUCAAUUCAUCUUUGGCCCGUCUAAUUUCAUCAGUUGCAAAGAAAGAUGUUGAAGCAUCAAGAACAGCCUUUUUAGCAUCAGCAACUGCGUUUGAGAAGUGGACAACCUUAACAGGUCUGGCUGGAGAGCUUAAAGGACUCUAAAGGAGGGGAAAAUGAUUUUACUACUACAAAAAUCUCUUUUAUUGUCCUUUAAUGAUUACAAAAUAGUUUGUAAGCAAAAAUAUAACUGAUGAUAAGAUUAUUGUUUAUCACGGCAUAGUUGAUCACUGUAAUAGUAUAAUGUGUCGUGGUGUACCUCAAUGAGUCAAUGGCUGAAUGUCUUAUUCUUAAUCAAGAAUAUGUAGUAAAUAUUCAUUGUUUUUCACCAAUGUAUACAUGAUACAUCAUAUUGUGUUUCCUUACUUUUUAGCUUAUGAUAAAGCAAAAAUCUGAAAAGUGGACUGUAAUUUUAUACGGUAUUUUUUUUUUGA
Messenger RNA from Cuscuta epithymum, 1171 nucleotides. The record is from the annotation of a GenBank genome assembly. NCBI's taxonomy places the organism in Eukaryota, Viridiplantae, Streptophyta, Magnoliopsida, Solanales, Convolvulaceae.